This is a messenger RNA of Lasiodiplodia theobromae, 999 nucleotides long. RefSeq names its product Quinone oxidoreductase protein. Lineage: Eukaryota; Fungi; Ascomycota; Dothideomycetes; Botryosphaeriales; Botryosphaeriaceae. Gene Ontology annotation, molecular function: quinone reductase (NADPH) activity. Gene Ontology annotation, cellular component: cytoplasm. The record is from RefSeq and is a predicted model, not a curated record. Gene Ontology annotation, biological process: cellular response to oxidative stress. The transcript has 3 exons. Bases 1 to 999 code for a protein of 332 amino acids.
AUGUCCUCCAUCCCAACCACCAUGCGCGGCAUCGUCAUCGAGAGCCACGGCGGCCCCGAAGUCCUCCAAUACAAAACCGACCUCCCCGUCCCAGAGCUCAAGCCUGGCCACAUCCUCGUCAAAAACGAAUACGCCGGCGUCAACUUCAUCGACACCUAUUUCCGCACCGGCCUCUACCCACCCCCCUCCCUCCCCCACACCCUCGGCCGCGAAGCCGCCGGCAACGUCGUCGCCCUCGGCCCCGACACAUCCACGGACCUCAACCCCGGCGCACGCGUCGCCUGGCUCGGCAGCGCCUCGUACGCCGAAUACAGCUUGGUGCCAGCGUCCCACGUCAUCCGCAUCCAGGCCAGCCUGCCGUCAUCGACGGCCGCGGCGUCGCUCUUUCAGGGGCUGACGGCGCUGACGCUGAUCCGCGAAGCGCACCGCGUGGCGGCCGGCGACGUCGUGCUCGUGCACGCGGCGGCGGGCGGGGUGGGGCUGUGGCUGGUGCAGCUGCUGGCGAAGGCGAUUGGGGCGAGGGUGGUGGCGACGGCGAGUACGGAGGAGAAGUUGGAGGUGGUGCGGGGGGCGGGGGCGGAGUGGUUGGUUAGGGGGUAUGCGGCGGAGGAUGUGGUGGGGAAGGUGAGGGAGGUGACGGGGGGGAGGGGCGUGGUGGCGGUGUUUGAUGGGGUGGGGAGGGCGACGUUUGAUGUUAGUUUGGAGUGUGUGCGGCGGAAGGGGAGUUUGGUGUGUUUUGGGAAUGCGAGUGGCGCCGUGCCGCCGGUGGAGAUUUUGCGUCUGAUGGAGAAGAACGUUAAGCUGCUCCGGACGAACUUGGCGCAGUACAUUGCUACGCGGGAGGAGUUCCAGCAUUAUGCUGAUGAGCUCCUGGGCUUCAUCGAGAAGCAUAACCUUGAUGCUCGGAUCCACGAGAUCUACCCUCUGGCUGAGGCGAAUAAGGCUCAUGAGGAUAUUGAGUCCAGGAAGACUAGCGGAAAGCUUUUGCUUAAGGUAUAG